Helianthus annuus (common sunflower) is the source of this 11074-nucleotide messenger RNA. RefSeq names its product protein SPIRRIG. Gene Ontology annotation, molecular function: protein binding. Lineage: Eukaryota; Viridiplantae; Streptophyta; Magnoliopsida; Asterales; Asteraceae. The record is from RefSeq and is a predicted model, not a curated record. The transcript is spliced from 17 exons. The coding region runs from base 344 to 10777 and encodes 3477 amino acids.
CUUCAUCCCCUUUCAAAAUCAUCAAGAACAUGAAGAAAUACAAAUUCAAAAGGGUUUAGCACUUUCUUCCCAGAAAUCAAGGUUUCAGAGAAGAAUGCAAUUUGCAAAGCGAGAAACAAAGGAACAUACAUGCAUACAUACAUAGGGCACAAAAAAAUAAAAUAAAAAUCAAUCUCAGAAAUCAACGCAUUGUAAUUUGAAUAUACAGACCGAUCAACAUUUUUCAACCAACAUUAUCCUCUCAGAUCCUUCAAUUUCCAAUUCUCAUGUUCAUCUUCCAAAUCGAAACCCUAAUUCACUUGGUCCGAUCAAAAAAACUGUUUGAUUUUGGGGAAAUUGAACGAUGAAAUGGAUAACAUUGAUUAAAGACAUCAAGGAGAAGGUACGGUCAACAGCGUCUGCAUCAUCUCCUUCAUCAUCAUCAUCGUCAUCUUCGUCACCGUCAUCUGCUUCUCCAUCGCCAUUUUGCAAUGAUAAUGAUAAUGCGAGGUCUUCAACGGACAAUUACUUUUUGUCAUCUUCUUCAAGAGACAAGUAUGAAAUGGAAUUGGAUUUUAAGAGACAUUGGGAAGAGUUCCGUUCAUCAUCUUCGGAGAAGGAGAAAGAAAAGGCCUUGAACAUGACAGUUGACAUCUUUUGUAGAUCUGUAAAGCAACAUUCUAAUCUAGCACAACUGAUUACCAUGUUAGUAGAGACACACAUAUUUUCUUUUGUCGUGGGUAGAGCAUUUGUUACAGAUAUUGAGAAGUUAGGAUUGAGAAGCAAAGCAAGAUCGUUGGAGAUCAAAAGUUUGAUAGGCUAUUUUUCAGAGGUUACGGAGGAUGGAAUUCAGCCUGGUUCAAAUCUUUUGCAGGCAGUGGAAUACCUUGUAUUCGGGCCUAUUGAUAAACAAUCUCUCCUUGAUUCUGGGAUCUUAUGUUGUCUCAUUCAUAUUCUCAAUGCCCUUUUGGGUCCCGAUAGACAAAAUACAAGGCAUGAGGUUAUUUCGAUUGAUGACGAGGCAGAAGUCAUGGAUAACACAGGUCCAGACAGACGGCUUGAGGUAGAAGGUAGUGUUGUGCAUAUUAUGAAGGCUUUGGCAAGUCAUCAUGCAGCUGCUCAAAGUUUAAUUGAAGACAAAUCACUACAAUUACUUUUUGAGAUGGUUGCUAAUGGAUCUUUGAUAUUAAGUUCAAGAUAUAAAGAAGGUCGUGUACCCUUGCACAACAUUCAACUCCACCGACAUGCAAUGCAGAUACUUGGUCUUCUUAUGGCUAAUGACAAUGGAAGCACUGCAAAGUACAUAAGGAAGCAUCAGCUGAUGAAAGUACUGCUAAACACCGUAAAGGACUUCAAACUGGAAACCGGAGACCCUGCGUAUACAAUGAGCAUUGUCGACUUGUUGCUUGAAUGCAUAGAGUUAUCAUAUAGACCUGAGGCUGGUGAUAUCAGGCUCAGGGAAGAUGUUCGUAAUGCACAUGGAUAUCAGUACCUUGUUCAGUUUGCGUUAGUUCUUUCAAAAGAUAACGGUUUCGAAACUGCUGAGUCAGCCAUGGAGGGUACAUCAUCACAAGGUCUCUCACCGACGCUGUCGAGGCUGCUGGAUGUUCUAGUCAGUUUAUCUCAAACGGGUCCGGUUGAUACUGGGUUGACCAAGCCAAAGGGUAAUCGCAGGAGACAAACUUCGUCUUCCGACCGUGACGGUUGGGAAAAAGACAAUUGUAAAGUGAAAGAUAUCGACGCCAUCCAAGUGUUACAAGACAUUUGUUUGAAAGCCGAUAGCAGGGAUUUACAGACAGAAGUGCUAAAUAGAAUGUUCAAGAUUUUUUCAAGUCAUCUCGAGAAUUACAUGUUGUGUCAGCAGUUGCGAACCGUGCCAUUACUGAUCCUAAACAUGGGCAGAUUUCCAUCUUCUUUGCAAGAAAUUAUUCUUAAGAUUCUUGAAUACGCAGUAACAGUUGUUAACUGCAUACCCGAACAAGAAUUACUCGCUCUUUGCUGCUUAUUACAACAGCAAGUAACAUCCGAACUGAAGCACACUAUCUUAUCAUUCUUCAUAAAGCUAUUAUCGUUCGAACAACGGUACAAAAAGGUCUUGCGGGAGGUCGGUGUGUUGGAAGUUCUGUUAGAUGAUCUCAAGCAGCACAAGUUUCUUUCUGGCCCCGAGGACAAUGGUAACAUCCCCAGCUGCUUUAAGAAACAUUUAGACAGUAAAAACGCAAUUAUUUCAUCUCCAAAGUUAUUGGAUUCUGGUUUUGGGAAGUUCUCUCUUUUUGAAACCGCUGGCACUGUCUCCGUUGCCUGGAAUUGUUUGUUUUAUCUAUUGAAGAAAGCAGAACAUAAUCAGGUGACGUUUCGUUCUGCUAAUGGUGUUAACACUGCUCUUCCGUUUUUGGUUUCUGAUAUACACCGUCCUGGCGUUUUGCGCGUGUUAUCAUGCUUAAUUAUUGAAGAUUCUGCUCAGGUUCAUUCUGAGGAACUGAGCACACUGGUUGAAAUUUCAAAGAGCGGGAUGGUAACUAGUGCUGUAGGAUCUCAAUACGAUCUUCAAGACGAUGCAAAAUGUGACGUUUUCGGAGCAAUAUGGCGGGUUUUAGGAGCUAAUACUUCUGCUCAAAGAGUAUUUGGUGAAGCCACUGGAUUUUCUCUUCUCUUGACAACACUUCAUAGAUUCCAGAAUAAUAAAGGGCAGCGCGAUUCGUCUCGUUUAACUGUUUGCAUGAAAGUUUUCACAUACUUACUGCGUGUAACAACAGCUGGGGUGUGCAAUAACGCUGUUAAUCGAGAAAAGUUAAACUCGAUUCUCUCUUCUCACAGUUUCUAUGAUCUUUUACUAGAGUCUGGCUUGAUUUGUGUGGAGUGUGAACGGCAAGUAAUGCAGCUGCUGUUUGAACUUGCGCUCGAGAUUGUACUCCCGCCUUUUUCAACCCCUGAAACAAACGCUGUAGGAAAUUCGUCUGCUAGUUUUCCGAUAAUUACUCAAUCGGGCUCGUUUUUUCCGGAUAAGGAAAGAAUAUAUAACGCUGGCGCACUUAAAGUUUUGAUUCGUUCGUUGUUACUCUUUUCUCCGAAACUGCAGCUUGAGUUGCUGAAACUUAUUGAAGAGCUUGCUUGUGCUGGCCCUUUUAAUCAAGAAAACCUCACAUCUGCAGGCUGUGUGGAACUUCUUCUGGAGACAAUACAUCCCUUCCUUUCGGGUUCAUCCUCUCUUCUUUCCCAUGCUUUAAAGAUUGUUGAAGUACUCGGGGCUUAUAGGUUAUCAGCAGCAGAACUUAAAACAAUUAUAAGAUGUCUUCUUCAAGCGAGACAGAGGAAUCCUGGUCAUAUUCUUGUUAAUAUGAUGGAAAAGAUUGUUACUAGGCAAGACACAACUUCAGAAAAUGUUCCUCUUGCAUCCUUUGUGGAAAUGGAUAUGAGAAAAAUCGGAUAUGCGUCUAUACACGUGUCAUUAGGAGAGAGAUCAUGGCCCCCUGCUGCAGGUUAUUCGUUUGCUUGUUGGUUUCAGUAUCGUAAUUUCUUGAAAUUGAACACGAAAGACACAGAAUCUUCCGAACCUGUAUUUUCUAGAAGAAAUACAACCAACACCGCCACAGGCCCACAAGUUCUACGCAUAUUCUCAGUUGGUGCUACAGAUGGUGGUGAUGCGUUUUACGCAGAACUUCAUCUUCAAGAUGAUGGAACUUUGACCCUUGCAACCAGCAAUUCUUCUUCCUUGACGUUUUCAGGGUUAGACUUAAAUGAGGACCAAUGGCAUCAUCUUGCGGUGGUUCAUGGCAAACCGGGAUUAUUCCAGGCUAGUGUCGCAUAUGUUUAUCUUAACGGGAAGCUUAGACACAGGGGAAGACUAGGGUAUUCCCCAUCUCCAAUUGGCAAGUCUCUGCAGGUAAUCAUCGGGACACCAAUAACUUGUGCGCGUAUUAGUGACUUGUCAUGGACGCUACGGUCUUGCUAUCUUUUUGAAGAAGUAUUGACACCAGGUUCCAUAUACUUUAUGUAUAUUCUCGGCAGAGGGUAUAGGGGUCUUUUUCAAGACACAAAUGUUUUGCAGUUUGUUCCUAACCAGGCUUGUCGUGGGGGUAGUAUGGCCAUUUUAGACUCUUUAGAAACGGAUUUCACGUUGACUUCCAGUAGUCAAAGGGGUGAGAGUGGUAACAAGCAAGGAAACCCUAGGACUGAUCGUAGUGGAAUCGUUUGGGACUUUGAAAGAUUAGGGUACCUGUCGUUACAGCUGUCUGGACGGAAACUUAUAUUUGCAUUCGAUGGAACGUCUACCGAAGCAUUUCCGGCUUCCGGAACAUUGUCAAUGCUCAAUUUAGUUGAUCCAUUGUCAGCUGCUGCUUCCCCUAUUGGAGGUAUACCACGCUUUGGACGUCUUCAUGGUGAUGUAUAUGUAUGUAAGCAUUGUACAAUAGGUGAAACCGUGCGUCCCAUUGGUGGAAUAGCUGUUGUCUUAGCCCUAAUUGAAGUAGCAGAAACCAGUGGCAUGCUACAUACGGCACUAAUGCUGCUCGCUUGCGCACUUAAUCAAAAUCCACAAAACAUUAGAGACAUGCAAGCAUUUAGAGGGUAUCACUUGCUAGCUCUCUUUCUGCAUUCGAGAAUGUCUAUGUUCGAUAUGCGUUCACUUGAGAUCUUUUUUCAAAUUGCCGCUUGUGAGGCUUCUUUUCCGGAACCCAAAAAGUUGGAAGAAAUUCAGGAUAGUUUAUCACCUUCAUUGACGGUGAACGAAACAACGUUUGAUGAGCUUAAUUUAUCCAAAUUUCAUGACGAAGUUUUUUCAGCCACUUCUUAUGAAGACUUGGAUGAUUUUUCUAUGCCAAAAGACACUCUUAGCCAUAUUUUGGAACUCGAUAACGACAUACCUCGCGAAACAUCAAAUAGCAUAGUUCUUUCAAAUGCAGAUAUGGUUGAGCAUGUGUUAUUGGACUGGACUGUCUGGGUAGCAGCUGAAAUCCCCAUUCAAAUCGCUCUUCUAGGGUUUCUCGAGAAUCUUGUUUCGAUGCAUUGGUACCGGAAUCAUAAUCUCACAAUUUUGAGAAGAAUUAACCUCGUACAACAUCUGCUUGUAACCCUGCAAAGAGGCGAUGUUGAGGUUCCCGUACUAGAAAAGUUAGUCGUGCUUUUGGGAGUUAUCUUGGAGGACGAUUUUGUCAUUUCUGAAAUGGAACAUGUUGUUCGGUUUGUGAUUAUGACCUUUGACCCCCCAAAACCAACGUCACGGAUUCAAAUACUGAGAGAGUCAAUGGGGAAGCAUAUCAUUGUUAGAAAUAUGCUGCUUGAGAUGCUAAUCGAUCUUUUAGUCAAAAUAACAUCAGAAGAGCUACUUGAGCAAUGGCAUAAGAUUGUGUCAUCAAAAUUAUUAACUUGUUUUCUUGAUGAAGGUGUUCAUCCCACAAGUAUGAGAUGGAUCAUGACUCUUCUCGGUGUUUGUCUUACAUCAUCUUCUACAUUCGCUUUCAAAUUUAGGACAAACGGAGGAUAUCAAGGAUUAAUGAGGGUGCUCCCGAGUUUUUACGAUACUCCCGAUAUUUAUUACGUUCUGUUUUGCUUAAUAUUCGGGAAGCCCGUGUAUCCACGAUUACCAGAAGUUCGCAUGCUCGAUUUUCAUGCCCUUAUUCCAAACGAUGGAAAUAACGUGGACUUUAAGUUUUUAGAACUUUUGGACUCCGUAAUCGCGAUGGCGAAAUCGGCAUUUGAUCGGUUGUCUAUCCAAACUCAAGUUGACGGCAGCCUUGUGGCAGAGCUUGUUGAUGGAAGCACCGAUAUGACAGGCGAUCUUCAGGGUGAAGCUUUGAUGCACAAAACUUAUGCCGCCCGUCUUAUGGGAGGCGAAGCUUCCGCUCCGUCCGCUACAGCAUCGGUUAUUAGGUUCAUGGUUGACCUUGCCAAAAUGUGUCCUCCGUUUUCUGCUGUAUGUAGAAGAGCUGAGUUUAUCGGGAGCUGUGUCGAUCUUUAUUUCUCAUGUGUCAGGGCUGCUCAUGCGGUGACGAUGGCAAAAGAGUUUUCGGUAAAGACCGAAGACAAAAACGUAAACGACGCCGAUGACAGUAGUAGUUCUCAGAACACGUUUUCCAGCUUGCCAGGUGAGCUAGAAGAUCCGGUUACAACCUCCAUAAGCCUCACAAGCUUCCAUCCGGUUCACGGAAGCGCAAGUUCUGAAGACAUCCCCGUUGGUACCGACAACAUUGAUGUCAACAAAACUGAAAAAGAAGUUGACCAGCCAACUGACAGCAAGAAGUUUAAUUUUCAUGAUCUCAAAAUCACUCCGAUUAAGGUUCGCCCAACUGGAUCACUGGGUGGUUCUCCAUCUUUAAGUAUAUAUGAUUCUCCGAUUUUAUCUGAGAGAUCGUAUUCUCGGUUUCAGUCACAGUCAGCACCCUCUCCAUCACAAGUUCUCAGUUUUCCAUAUUGGUUAGGAUCAACUGCGUCUCCUUCGGUGGUAUCUUCUGUAUCUUGGACCGAAUUUGGGUCAACUCCCGACCUGAAACUCUCAUCGCAAAUAGCGACAAAUACUCUUACUACGGUUAAUCCAAAGCUGCUUCUUGAUGUGGAUGACUCCGGUUAUGGUGGUGGUCCGUGUUAUGUGGGGGCAACCGCCAUUCUAGACUUCAUGGCGGAAGUUCUUGCUGAUUUUGUAACUGAACAGAUAAAAGCAACACCAUUUAUUGAAACCAUUUUGGACACCGUCCCAUUGAAUGUCGAUUCUGAUUCUGUAUUGGUUUUCCAAGGUUUGUGUCUUACUAGACUCAUGAACUUUCUAGAAAGACGGCUCCUGCGUGACGAUGAAGAAGACGAGAAAAAACUUGAUAAAACCCGAUGGUCAUGGAAUUUAGAUGCAUUGUGUUAUUUGAUAGUGGAUCGUAUGUAUAUGGGUGCUUUUCCUCAACCGUCUUCUGUAUUGAAAACACUCGAGUUCUUGUUGUCGAUGUUACAACUGGCGAAUAAAGACGGUAGAAUCGAACAAGCAUUUCCUGUUGGUAAAGGGAUUUUGUCAAUCAAAAGAGGAACAAAGCAACUUGAUGCUUACGUAUACACCAUUUUAAAAAAUAUGAACCGUGUUAUAAUGCAUUGUUUCCUUCCUUCGUUUUUGUUAUCAAUCGGAGAAGAUGAAUUUCUUUCACGAUUAGGAUUACAAGUCGAGGCAAAAAAGAGACUAUUCACCAAUGGUUCACAAGAAGAUGGCGUGAUGGACAUAUGCGCGGUUUUACAGUUAUUAGUCGCGCAUAGCAGGAUAAUAUUUUGCCCGAGUAAUCCCGAUACCGAUUUAACUUGUUGUCUUUGUAUAAAUUUAAUCUCGCUUCUACAUGAUCAAAGACCGAGCGUACGGAACUUAGCCGUGGACAUCUUCAAGCAUCUUCUGGUGCACCGGCGGGCUGCACUUGAGGACCUGCUUGUCUCAAAACCAUAUCAGGGCCCGGUUUUGGAUGUUUUACAUGGCGGUUUUGACCUUCUUCUUACCAGUGGCGUCUCCAUGUUUUUCGAGUGGCUAAAUGUAUCAGAAAUAAUUGUUAAUAGAACUUUGGAACAAUCUGCUGCUAUUAUGUGGGUCCAGUAUGUUGCGGGAUCCAUUAAGUUCCCGGGAGUACGGAUAAAAGGUAUGGAUGGUCGUCGUAAGAAGGAGAUCGGUAGAAAGUUACGAGAUUCAAUGAAAUUGGAUCAAAGACAUUGGGAGCAGGUUAACGAAAGGAGAACGGCAUUGGAAUCGGUUCGUGACACAAUGUCGGCUGAAUUACGAGUCGUUCGUCAAGAUAAAUACGGUUGGGUACUUCAUGCUGAGAGUGAGUGGCAAAUGCAUCUUCAACAACUUAUACACGAACAAGGUAUAUUCUCGUUGCCGAAAUCCCUUUCAAGGGAUGACCCCGAGUGGCAACUUUGCCCGAUCGAAGGCCCGUAUAGAAUGCGCAAGAAGUUGGAGCGGUGCAAACUGAAAGUCAACACAGUCCAACACAUUUUAAGCGGGAACUUUGAAAUAGAGAAGGAGAAAAUUGAAACUGAUGUUAUCGAUUCGGAUUCUGGUCCUUAUCCAUUUGCUAAACUUUUGUCUAACGACACAAAGGCGGAGUCGUUUGACGACACAAUGUAUGACGAAUCGAUAUUUAAGGUAUCGGAUGGUGUGAAAGUUGGAUGGAACAACAUUAAUGAUGUGGAUAGUAGCAUUAACGAUGAAAGUCUUCAUUCGGCUGCUGGAUUCAGUAUGAAGUCCAGCUUAGCAACUGCACCGCUAUCAGAAAGCAUUCAAGAAACGUCCAUUUUAAGUUCUCCAAAGAAGCUAUCUUCAACAAGACUCGAUGAAAUCAUCGCAACUGAGGGUAAACGGGAUAAGGAAUUGAGUAACAACGGGGAGUAUUUGAUUCGACCGUAUCUGUUACAUGCUGAGAAAAUAAAGUUCAAAUACAAUUGUGAACGAGUCGUCGGUCUUGAUAAACAUGACGGGAUCUUUCUUAUCGGUGAAGUUUGUUUAUACGUGAUAGAGAAUUUCUACAUCGAUGAAUCCGGUUGCAUAUGUGAGAAGGAUUGUGAAGAUGAACUUUCGGUUAUUGAUCAAGCUUUAGGUGUAACAAAAGAUUUCUCUCUGAGUAUGGACUCACAAUAUAUGAUGGUAAAACCGCACAGUGAAGCACGCGCUUGGGUCUACACCGGUGGUGUGUGGGGAAAAGAAAAAGUGAGUAACAGUGGUAACAUAUCUCAUUUAUGGCGAAUGUGGAAGCUUAAUAGCGUUCAUGAAAUCCUGAAACGGGAUUACCAGUUACGUCCUGUUGCUGUUGAGAUAUUCAGUAUGGAUGGAUGCAAUGAUCUUCUCGUCUUCCACAAAAAAGAGCGGGAAGAAGUUUUCAAGAAUUUGUUGGCCAUGAAUCUUUCUAGAAACAGCAUGUUGGACACCACAAUAUCUGGAUCAAUGAAACACGAAAGUGCGUUUAAGAUAAUGGCGAAAUCCUUCUCCAAGAGGUGGCAAAAUGGAGAAAUUACUAAUUUUCAAUACCUCAUGCAUCUUAACACGCUUGCGGGUCGUGGGUAUAGUGAUCUUACGCAAUAUCCAGUCUUCCCGUGGGUUUUAGCGGAUUAUGAGAGUAAAAAUCUCGACUUAACAGAUGAAAAGUCUUUCCGUAAACUUAAUAAACCCAUGGGCUGUCAAACAGACGAGGGAGAAGAUGAGUUCAAGAAAAGGUUUGAAAGCUGGGACGAUCCCGAUAUUCCGAAAUUUCAUUACGGUUCUCACUAUUCUAGUGCUGGGAUUGUUCUUUUCUAUCUUUUAAGGUUGCCGCCAUUCAGUACAGAGAAUCAAAAGCUGCAGGGUGGUCAGUUUGACCAUGCUGACCGCCUUUUUAAUAGUGUCGGGGAUACAUGGUUAAGUGCUGCUGGAAGAGGCAACACAUCUGAUGUAAAAGAACUCAUUCCAGAGUUCUUUUACAUGCCAGAAUUCUUGGAAAAUCGAUUCGAUCUUGACCUCGGAGAGAAACAAUCAGGAGAAAAGGUCGGAGAUGUUGUGUUGCCACCUUGGGCCAAUGGUAGUGCGAGAGAGUUUAUUAGAAAGCAUAGGGAAGCUCUUGAAUCUGAUUAUGUUUCGGAGCAUUUGCAUCACUGGAUAGACCUUAUUUUCGGUUAUAAACAACGUGGGAAGGCAGCUGAGGAAGCAGUGAAUGUUUUCUACCAUUACACAUAUGAAGGAAGCGUGGACAUAGAUGCAGUUACCAAUCCCGCAAUGAAAGCUUCGAUUUUGGCUCAAAUUAAUCACUUUGGGCAAACACCAAAGCAGCUAUUUCAACGGGCCCACCCGAAGAGACGGAAAGAUAAAAAGGUUCCGUUCAAUCCACUCAAAUACUCUCAUUAUCUUGUUCCACACGAGAUUCGUAAAAGUGCAUCUUCCAUAGCACAAAUCGUUACAUUAAAUGACAAAAUUCUCAUGGUGGGUCCCAACAAUCUGUUAAAACCCCAUGCCUACGCCGCUACUUAUGUCGCGUGGGGUUUUCCUGACCGUAGUUUGAGAUAUAUGAGCUAUGAUCAAGAUAAGCUUCUUUCAACCCAUGAAAACCUUCAUGGUGGGAACCAGAUCCGGUGUGCCAGUGCUAGCCAUGAUGGUCAGGUUCUGGUCACUGGUGCAGACGAUGGGUUGGUUUGUGUUUGGCGCGUUAGUAGCUACAAUGGGCCCCGUGCACCACGGACAUUACAACUGGAAAAAUCACUUUCGGCUCACUCUGCUAAAAUCACGUGUCUUCACAUUUGCCAGCAGUACAUGGUCAUCAUAAGUGGUGCAGAUGACUGCACCGUGGUCUUAUGGGAUCUUAGCUCGUUGGUUUUCAUUAGACAGCUUCCUGUGUUCUCGUCUCCUGUUUCGGCAAUUCAUAUGAACGAGUUAACCGGUGAGAUCGUGACAGCUGCAGGGAUUAUGCUUGCGGUUUGGAGUGUAAACGGUGACUGUUUGUCAGUUGUCAACACUUCACAACUUCCAUCUGAUUUCGUACUGUCUGUUGCCACCUGUAGCUUCUCUGAUUGGCUGGAAACCAACUGGUACGUCUCGGGUCAUCAGAGUGGCACGGUCAAGGUUUGGCAAAUGGUUCAUAACUCUAGUGAAUGUAUGCAAACCCAAAGUCAAAGUCAGACAUUUGGGUUAGGGUUAGGUGGUCAUGUGCCUGAGUACACGUUGGUCCUACGCAAGGUGCUAAGGGGUCACAAACACUCGGUUACCGCCCUUCACAUCACAAGUGACUUGAAACAACUUUUGAGCGGUGAUUCCGGUGGCCAUUUGAUUUCAUGGACAUUGCCAGAUGAAAGCUUGAGAAGUUCUAUAAAACGGGGGUAGUUUAGGUAAAUGAAAUUGUUCCGUUAAGUCGUUAACCGACAGGUUCCCUGUCCAUCCUCUUAACAAGAAACGGGCUGGCCCGGGAUUACAAGAAGAAUGAGAUGGGACAGAGAGGUACAUCGUUUAUCAUAUAAUGUUUUAAUGUGUACAUAGAAGGGGUUAAUUAAAGCUUAGAUUCUAUAAUUUCAAUUUGUAUAGUUAUGCAAGAGAGGGAUAUGAGUUGGGACUUUAAUUGCCCCUAUUUUGUAAGAAUAUAAACAUAUAUGUAUUCAUAUCCAUAGUGGAAUCUGAGUCUUC